AUGCACUCCAAGGUCCUCAUUGGCCUAGGCCUGUGCGUCGUCGCCUCUGUCAUGCAAGCCACGGAUGCUCGUGGCGCUCCUGAACUCUCCUCUCGUCGUCAACUUGGCUCGUACAAGGACCACAAACAUCACUUGCACAAGCACGACCACCACAAGAAGCAUCACCAUGAUGACAAGGGUCACUCGUACUACCGUCGCCGUCUUGAAGAAACCAAGGCUGCUGAGUCUUCGGACUACAGCUACGAUGACUACAAGAAGGGCUAUGGAAAGGGAUACGGCGGCUAUUACCCGGACUACUACUCAUCGUACGGCGGUGACUUUGGCUAUGGUGGCUACUACCCGGACUACUACUCGUCCUUUGGUUACGGCUACGGCUAUCCCAGCUACGACUACGGCUAUGGCUACUAUGGCUACCCCGGCUAUGAGUCCGCAUCAGGAGGUGCCGAUACUAAUGCUGGCAAGAAGGAGUAUGAUUUGGAGUUUGCCACGGAGUCUAGGGAUAGUGCCAACACCAAGUCUGCGGAGAAGGAGAGCAAGACGUCAGAGUCGUCGUCACCGUCGGAGUCGUGUCCGUCGGAGUCGCCGUCAAAGUCGAAAGAAGCCAAGUCUGAUACCGCAAAAAAGCCAAAAGAGAAGUGA
This is a messenger RNA of Peronospora belbahrii, 639 nucleotides long. The record is from the annotation of a GenBank genome assembly. NCBI's taxonomy places the organism in Eukaryota, Oomycota, Peronosporomycetes, Peronosporales, Peronosporaceae.